Messenger RNA from Postia placenta MAD-698-R-SB12, 240 nucleotides. RefSeq lists its product as hypothetical. Bases 1 to 240 code for a protein of 79 amino acids. The transcript has 2 exons. The record is from RefSeq and is a predicted model, not a curated record. Lineage: Eukaryota; Fungi; Basidiomycota; Agaricomycetes; Polyporales; Adustoporiaceae.
AUGUCGCGAACAGGUGCGCUCGAGCCCGGCUUGUUACGCGUACAGGGUGACGCGCAGUCCCAGAUUGUCGCCCGUGCGCGUGCACAUCCCUCGGAGAAGCGCAGAUGCAAGCACGAGGCGAGGGUCGGGUUUAUGGAGCGGAACAGCAGAACAAGACCUGCGAAGAGAAUAGAUGAGGCUCAUGCACGCAACGAAGACGAGGACGAAGAGCCUCAUCACGGUGACGGCGGCGCACAGUGA